GAAAGACAACCCGCAAGCACGCAGGCAAGCCAGCGGGUGGAAAUCCCGAGACACCAGAAGCAAAAUGGCCAGCGCCAGUAGCACAGCCCGUCGCGGCGGCAGGAGACCAGGAUAUCCUGUGCGCACAGAGUUACGGUAUGAUAUCAGGCAAGAAAGACGCAUGCACGCCAGAUAGCGGGAGCGUAUCAGAUUUACGAGAGGCGCCGCCUGCCUCUGCUACGAGCGCGAGCCGCGUGAACUUGUGUCUGUAUGUAGGGGGGGUCAUCAGGCAGGCAGGCGGUUGGGCCGCACGACCGCGCGCGGCAGAGAUCGCCCUCAGCACGCCCAACUGGGGGCACCAGGGCCAGGCAGACCGGCAGCGGAACUGGAAGGCCUCAAUAUUUUGUCUCGCGGCAGCAGCGCACGCGGCGAGCCAAGCUUCUAGCGGCGCGGGCGCUAGAAGGCGGCAGCACUGGGCUGCUGACGGGGUUUUGCGAACCCUUCCCUCUUUUCUUCGCCUCGCGAGCGAGAGAGCGGAACUGGCGGCCACCCAGUGGCGUGCACGCCACGGGCGGAGUCCAGCAGCACGCCCACUCCGUCGGCCACGCAGCGCAGUCGUCGGCGGCGUUGGUGGCAUGGCGGCGGGGCUUUCCCUGCGUCGCGCCACGCGCGACGCAGGAGCGUCAUUCGUUGGCGAGAGCGGCCGUUUGUCGUGAGAGGGCGUUUUUUUGGCGGCGGCGGUUGAUGGAGGCACGGGGGCUUGGGGGAGGGUCUUGGGAGGAGUUAGGUUACCACGUUGUUGUUGCGCCG
Aplosporella prunicola CBS 121167 is the source of this 789-nucleotide messenger RNA. RefSeq lists its product as uncharacterized. Lineage: Eukaryota; Fungi; Ascomycota; Dothideomycetes; Botryosphaeriales; Aplosporellaceae. The record is from RefSeq and is a predicted model, not a curated record. The coding region runs from base 138 to 695 and encodes 185 amino acids. The transcript has a single exon.